This is a messenger RNA of Oryctolagus cuniculus (rabbit), 6875 nucleotides long. NCBI's taxonomy places the organism in Eukaryota, Metazoa, Chordata, Mammalia, Lagomorpha, Leporidae. The record is from RefSeq and is a predicted model, not a curated record.
UAGGAUCAGUGACAAUGGGCCAGUCAGCUAGAGUGACAGCAACUUCUACAAAGUCACCUACAGCUAGAGUGACAGCUACUUCUAUAGAAUCAUCUACAGUAAGAGUGACGACUGAAACAUCAGCUAAAGAAACAGGAAGAACUGAACCUCUUUCUGUUGGAUCAGGCACAAGUGCCCAGUCAGCUAGAGUGACAGCAACAUCCAAUAAAGGGCCUACUAGCUCAUCAGGUGAAGAACCAGCAACAAUGGAAACAUCUUCAGUAGAAUCAGGGACAAGUGGACAGACAGCUAGAGUGACAGAGACUUCCACAGAAUCACCUGGAGUAUCAACAACAACCAUGUCAUCAACUGAAGAAACAGGAACAAGCAGAACAUCUUCAGGAGGAUCAAGAACAACUGGCCAAUCAGCUAGAUUGACAGAGACUUCCAGAGAAUCUUCUACCAUAAUAGCUACAACCAAAUCAACAGUUGAAGAGACAAGAAGAACUGAAGCACCCCCUACAGAAAGAACUGAACAAUCUCCUGUAGUCACAGCCUCCUCUUCAUCAUCAACAGAAGGAUCAUCUUCUGUAGGAUCAGUAACAAGUGAACAAACAGCUAAAGUGACAGGGACUUCUACAAAAUUAUCUGGAGUAGCAGAUACAACUUCACCAUCAGCUGAAGAACCAGAAACAACUGAAGCAUCUUCAGGAGGAUCAGUAACGAGUGGACCAACAGCUAGAGUGACAGCAGCCUCUACAAAAUCAGCUACAGUAACCCUGACAACGGCAUCAACAGCGGAAGAGACAGGAAGAACUGAACCAACCCCUGCAGGAUCAGGAACUACUGUGCCGUCUAGAGUGACAGCUACUUCCAUAAAACCAUCUACAGCUAGAGUGACAACGGCAUCAUCAGCUGAAGAAACAGGAAGAACAGGUUCACCACACUCUGCUGGAUCAGGAACAACUGUGCAAUCACCUAGAGUGACAGCGACUUCCACAGAAGGGUCAACUGCAUCAUCAGUAGUUUCAGGAACAGCUGAGCCAUACACUGUAGGAUCAGGAACAAGUGGAACAACAGCUAGAGUGACAGCAACCUCCACAGAAUCAUCUACAGUAACCCAGACUACAGCAUCAUCGGCUGAAGUAUCGGGCACAACUGCAAUAUAUACUGUAGGACCAGGGACAACUGAAGCACACACUGUAGCAUCAGGAACAAGUAGACCAACAGCUGAAGGGACAGCAAUAACUGCAUCAUCAGCUGAAAAACCAAUAACAAGCAGAACAACUUCUGUAGGAGCAAUAGAAACUGACCGAACAGCUAGCGUGCCAGGGGUUACAACAAAAUCACAUGGCAUUUCAACGUCAAGUGCUUCAUCUGCUGAACAAACAGGAACAGAGGAAACAUCUUCUCUCAGUGCAGUUACGAGUACACAAACAGCUAGGGUGACAGGGACUUCCACACAGUCAUCUACAGUAACGGCAACAACUGCAUCAUCAGCUGAAGAACCAGGAACAACUGCAAUAUAUACUGUAGGAUCAGAGACAACCACAGCCUCAGCUGGAGUGACAGCAACCUCUGCAAGAUCAUCUACAGUAACCCGGACUACAGCAUCAUCAGGUGACGAACCAGGAACAACGGCAAUAUAUACUGUAGGAUCAGAGACAACCACAGCCUCAGCUAGAGUGACAGCAACCUCUGCAAGAUCAUCUACAGUAACCCGGACUACAGCAUCAUCAGGUGACGAACCAGGAACAACGGCAAUAUAUACUGUAGGAUCAGAGACAACCACAGCCUCAGCUAGAGUGACAGCAACCUCUGCAAGAUCAUCUACAGUCACCCGGACUACAGCAUCAUCAGGUGACGAACCAGGAACAACUUCAAUACAUACUGUAGGACCAGGAACAACCACAGCCUCAGCUGGAGGGACAGCAACACCCACAAAGGGCUCUACUGCAUCUUUGUCAGAAGAUCCCAGAACAACUGAAACCUCUUCAGUAGGAUUAAGAACCACUCGCCCACCAGCUGGAGUGACAGGAACUUCCACAGAACUAUCUGGAAUAACAGACACAACUUCAUCAUCAGCUGAAGAACCAGGAACAACUGCAGCUUCUUCAGCAGGAUCAGUAACGAGUGGACCAACAGCUAGAGUGACAGUAACCUCCACAGAAUCAUCUACAGUAACCCGGACUACAGCGUCAUCGGCUGAAGAACUGGGAACAACUACAGUAUAUACUGUGGGACCAGGAAUAACUGAAGCAUACACUGUAGAAUCAGGAACAAGUGGGUCAACAGCUAGAGUGACCGCAACCACCACAAAAUCAUCUACAGUAACCCAGACUACAGCAUCAUCGGCUGAAGAACUGGGCACAACUGCUGUAUAUACUGUAGGGCCAAAAACAACUGCAGCCUCAGCUAGAGUGACAGCAACCUCUGGAAAACCAUCUACAGUCAGAGUGACAACAGCAGCAUCAGCUCAAGAAACAGGAAGAACUGAAUCACACUCUACUGGACCAGGAACAACUGUGCAAUCACCUAGAGUGACAGCAACUUCCACAGAAGGGUCACCUACAUCAUCAGUAGUUCCAGGAACAGCUGCACCAUACACUGUAGGAUCAGGAACAAGUGGAACAACAGCUAGAGUGACAGCAACCUCCAGAGAAUCAUCUACAGUAACCCUGACAACGGCAUCAACAGCGGAAGAGACAGGAAGAACUGAACCACUCCCUGCAGGAUCAGGAACUACUGUGCAGUCUAGAGUGACAGCUACUUCCAUAAAACCAUCUACAGCUAGAGUGACAACGGCAUCAUCAGCUGAAGAAACAGGAAGAACUGAACCACACUCUGCUGGAUCAGGAACAACUGUGCAGUCACCUAGAGGGACAGCCACUUCCACAGAGGGGUCAACUGCAUCAUCAGUAGUUUCAGGAACAGCUGAGCCGUACACUGUAGGAUCAGGAACAAGUGGAACAACAGCUAGAGUGACAGCAACCUCCACAGAAUCAUCUACAGUAACCCAGACUACAGCAUCAUCGGCUGAAGUAUCGGGCACAACUGCAAUAUAUACUGUAGGACCAGGAACAACUGAAGCACACACUGUAGCAUCAGGAACAAGUAGACCAACAGCUGAAGGGACAGCAAUAACUGCAUCAUCAGCUGAAAAACCAGUAACAAGCAGAACAACUUCUGUAGGAGCAAUAGAAACUGACCGAACAGCUAGCGUGCCAGGGGCUACAACAAAAUCAUAUGGCAUUUCAAGGUCAAGUGCUUCAUCUGCUGAACAAACAGGAACAGAGGAAACAUCUUCUCUCAGUGCAGUUACGAGUAUACAAACAGCUAGGGAGACAGGGACUUCCACACAGUCAUCUACAGUAACGGCAACAACUGCAUCAUCGGCUGAAGAACCAGGAACAACUGCAAUAUAUACUGUAGGAUCAGAGACAACCACAGCCUCAGCUGGAGUGACAGCAACCUCUGCAAGAUCAUCUACAGUAACCCGGACUACAGCAUCAUCGGGUGACGAACCAGGAACAACUUCAAUAUAUACUGUAGGAUCAGAGACAACCACAGCCUCAGCUAGAGUGACAGCAACCUCUGCAAGAUCAUCUACAGUAACCCGGACUACAGCAUCAUCGGGUGACGAACCAGGAACAACUUCAAUACAUACUGUAGGACCAGGAACAACCACAGCCUCAGCUGGAGGGACAGCAACACCCACAAAGGGCUCUACUGCAUCUUCGUCAGAAGAUCCCAGAACAACUGAAACCUCUUCAGUAGGAUUAAGAACCACUCGCCCACCAGCUGGAGUGACAGGAACUUCCACAGAACUAUCUGGAAUAACAGACACAACUUCAUCAUCAGCUGAAGAACCAGGAACAACUGCAGCUUCUUCAGCAGGAUCAGUAACGAGUGGACCAACAGCUAGAGUGACAGUAACCUCCACAGAAUCAUCUACAGUAACCCGGACUACAGCGUCAUCGGCUGAAGAACUGGGAACAACUACAGUAUAUACUGUGGGACCAGGAAUAACUGAAGCAUACACUGUAGAAUCAGGAACAAGUGGGUCAACAGCUAGAGUGACUGCAACCACCACAAAAUCAUCUACAGUAACCCAGACUACAGCAUCAUCGGCUGAAGAACUGGGCACAACUGCUGUAUAUACUGUAGGGCCAAAAACAACUGCAGCCUCAGCUAGAGUGACAGCAACCUCUGGAAAACCAUCUACAGUCAGAGUGACAACAGCAGCAUCAGCUCAAGAAACAGGAAGAACUGAAUCACACUCUACUGGACCAGGAACAACUGUGCAAUCACCUAGAGUGACAGCAACUUCCACAGAAGGGUCACCUACAUCAUCAGUAGUUCCAGGAACAGCUGCACCAUACACUGUAGGAUCAGGAACAAGUGGAACAACAGCUAGAGUGACAGCAGCCUCUACAAAAUCAGCUACAGUAACCCUGACAACGGCAUCAACAGCGGAAGAGACAGGAAGAACUGAACCACCCCCUGCAGGAUCAGGAACUACUGUGCCGUCUAGAGUGACAGCUACUUCCAUAAAACCAUCUACAGCUAGAGUGACAACGGCAUCAUCAGCUGAAGAAACAGGAAGAACUUCACCACACUCUGCUGGAUCAGGAACAACUGUGCAAUCACCUAGAGUGACAGCGACUUCCACAGAAGGGUCAACUGCAUCAUCAGUAGUUUCAGGAACAGCUGAGCCAUACACUGUAGGAUCAGGAACAAGUGGAACAACAGCUAGAGUGACAGCAACCUCCACAGAAUCAUCUACAGUAACCCAGACUACAGCAUCAUCGGCUGAAGUAUCAGGCACAACUGCAAUAUAUACUGUAGGACCAGGGACAACUGAAGCACACACUGUAGCAUCAGGAACAAGUAGACCAACAGCUGAAGGGACAGCAAUAACUGCAUCAUCAGCUGAAAAACCAAUAACAAGCAGAACAACUUCUGUCGGAGCAAUAGAAACUGACCGAACAGCUAGCGUGCCAGGGGCUACAACAAAAUCACAUGGCAUUUCAAGGUCCAGUGCUUCAUCUGCUGAACAAACAGGAACAGAGGAAACAUCUUCUCUCAGUGCAGUUACGAGUACACAAACAGCUAGGGUGACAGGGACUUCCACACAGUCAUCUACAGUAAUGGUAACAACUGCAUCAUCAGCUGAAGAACCAGGAACAACUGCAAUAUAUACUGUAGGAUCAGAGACAACCACAGCCUCAGCUGGAGUGACAGCAACCUCUGCAAGAUCAUCUACAGUAACCCGGACUACAGCAUCAUCGGGUGACGAACCAGGAACAACUGCAAUAUAUACUGUAGGAUCAGAGACAACCACAGCCUCAGCUGGAGUGACAGCAACCUCUGCAAGAUCAUCUACAGUAACCCGGACUACAGCAUCAUCAGGUGACGAACCAAGAACAACUUCCAUACAUACUGUAGGACCAGUAACAACUACAGCCUCAGCUGGAGGGACAACAACCUCUGUGAAACCAUCUACAGUUAGAGUGACAACUGAACCACCAUCUGAGAGUCAAGGAACUACUGAAAUGUCUUCUUUAGGGUCAGUAAUGAGUGGACAAACAGCUAGAGUGACAGAGAUUCCCAUGAAGCCAUCUACAGUGGUAGGGACAACUGAAUCUUUAGCCACAGAAGCCGGAAGAACUGAAGCACUUUCUGUAGCAUCAGAAACAACUGUUCGAUCAGCUUCUGUGACAGCAGUGUCCACCAAAUCUUCUGGAGUGACUGUAAUAACUGCAUCUUCAGCUGCAGAACCAGCAACCACUGAACCAUCUUCUGUAGCAUCAGGAACAAGUGAACAACCUCCUACAGUGACAGGAACCUCCACAGUAUCAUCUGGAGUAACAGCAACCACUCGCUCUUCAGCUGAGGAACCAGCUACAGCUGAACCAAGUUCUGUAGGAGUGGGAACAAGUGGUCAGUCAGCCAGAGUGACAGGGAAUUCAGGACAGUCAUCUGUAGUAACAGUGACUAGGACACCAUUGGCUGAACAACCCACAACAACUGUUCCAUCUUCUGUAGGAGCAGGAACAAGUAGCCCAUCAGCUUUUGUGACAGCAACUUGGAGACAGUCGUCUGGAGUAACAGCAACAACCACAUCAUCACCUGAAGAACGAGGAUCGACUCAAUCAAGAAGGAGUGAACAGUCCACUACCGUGAUGAGGACAAGCAGAUCGUCAGUUUCAUUGUCGGGGACCAGUGGGCCAUCAACUGUCAGAGCAGAGACAGUCGGACCAUUUCCUGGUGCAACCACUCAGGCAGGAAGUACUGCUGGAACAGCAGGCUCCUCGGCAGGUGGCCCUGGCUCCACAGCUGCCCGGCAGAGUGUCCCUCCACUGCCACCAAAGCCUGGAGCAACAGGUACCACCAGGCCGGUCCCUGGCACAACACUUGGCCCAGGAAGCUCCCCCACAGGAACUUCUGGUGGGGUCUCAAGCGAAACUCUUGAACCUGGGAGUUACACUACAGAGGCCACAACUGCCGCCGGGACCACGGGAACGGGGCCGCCAGCAGGCACCACCGUCACCUCUCCCAAAGUUACCAGCAGUUCAGGAGUGUCCAGCACAGCCACCACCUCCACAGAAGGCGUGGGCUCCACCAGGGCUGGGUUCAGCACAGAGGCCACAACUACUGCAGGCGGAAAUGGAACACCUGGAGCAGCAACAGCUACCCCUGGCGCCGUCUCUGGGAAGACGGAAGCCGCUGACAGCUAUAGCACAGGUGAGCGUGGAGGUCGGAGGGAGUUCUCCGCCGUGGCUCCUGAGCUGAGUGGCCCUCAGGAGACAUCACACGCGCCUUUCUUUGCUCUCAGAGGCUGUGAGUUCUGCAGCGAGGGAAGGAACCAGCAGCACAGAGGGGCCGGCAGGUGA